Carassius auratus (goldfish) is the source of this 1157-nucleotide messenger RNA. Its product is annotated as H-2 class I histocompatibility antigen, Q9 alpha chain-like. The transcript has 8 exons. The coding region runs from base 94 to 1125 and encodes 343 amino acids. Gene Ontology annotation, biological process: immune response. Lineage: Eukaryota; Metazoa; Chordata; Actinopteri; Cypriniformes; Cyprinidae. The record is from RefSeq and is a predicted model, not a curated record. Gene Ontology annotation, cellular component: external side of plasma membrane.
UUCAACAUCGACAUUCGAAGUGUCUGGAUCGUUUAUUUUAACUAAAUCUUCUAGAAGGUUUUUCUGAAAGGAAUUGUUUCUCAGGCAAAACAAAUGAUGCAGCAUGUAGUGCUUUUUCUCCUCGGAGCUCAUCUUGCCUCUGCUGGAACACACUCUCUGAGAUACUACUACACUGCUGUGUCUGGAGUCAGUGACUUCCCAGAGUUCACUUCAAUUGGUCUGCUUAAUGAUCAGCAGUUUACAUACUUUGACAGCAACACAAAGAGAACUGUGCCGAAGACAGAGUGGAUGAAACAGAGUGUAGGAGCAGAUUACUGGGACAGUGAGACUCAGAUUGAUAUUGGCUACCAUCAGAGCUUCAAAAACAACAUCCAGGUCGCAAUGAAACGCUUCAACCAGUCAUCAGGUGUGCACACUUUCCAGCAAAUGUACGGCUGUGAUUGGGAUGAUCAGACUGGAGAAACAAAUGCAUUACAGCAGUAUGGUUAUGAUGGAGAGGACUUUCUGUCUCUGGAUCUGAAGGAGAUGAGAUGGAUUUCUCCAGUGAAGCAAGGAACCCUCACUGUAGAUAAAUGGAACAAGAACACAGCUCUUCUUGAGAGAGACAAAGGUUACUUCAGCACUGAGUGCAUCGAGUGGUUGAAGAAGUAUCUUCAGUAUGGAAAGAGCAGCCUGAAGAAAACAGUCUCUCCUCAGGUGUCUCUGCUGCAGAGGUCUUCCUCGUCUCCAGUCGUGUGUCAUGCUACAGGUUUUUACCCCAAAGAUGUAACAAUCUCCUGGAUGAAGAAUGACCAGGAGCAUCAUGAGGAUGUGGAGGUUGGACAGCUUCUUCCCAAUGAGGACGGGACCUUUCAGAAGACCAGCACCAUCACAGUUACUCCUGAAGAGCUGAAGAAGAAUGAGUUCAUCUGUGUGGUGGAGCAUCAGGGCAAAACCUUCAGAGAGAUCCCGAAAGAUGAUUCUCUUCCCAUCGGCAUCAUCGUUGGUGUUGUUCUGGCUCUGAUUCUGUCGGCUGUCAUCGGUGUCGUUGUGGAUAAAGUGUAUCAGAAAAAGAAAGGCUUCAAACCUGUCAAUGCCUCUGAUGAUGGUUCAAACAGCUCGGCUCGUACAGAUCCACAAGCAUAGAGAUGGGACUAGAAGUGUUGGAGAGAUGAACU